AUGUAUUCAGCUUCCGUCACAGAGGCGUACGACUUGGAAGAGUGUCAACGCGCCAUGAACAGCUUUUCGUUCCCAAAGCCGGAAGACUCGCCGCAGAAGUCUCGCAGAAGCUCUAAUUAUUUAAACACUCCUCAGACCCCGACCAUCCAAGAAUCCGACAACGAGAGCGACGAAAAAAACCUUUGGCAAGCCGACGUGUCGCCGCUCCAGCACGCCGGCAGCCGCAAGAAGCUCAAGUACGACAAGUACGAGCAGCCGCGCACCAUUUUGCUGGCCAGCUCUUUUGGCGAGCUCUCGCUCAAACCGCACCAAAGACACCAGUCGCUGCAUCGGCCCUCGUCCGCAUCUGAAUACUCCAGUCCCGCCUCGCCCAGACAGCACCGUAGAUCGCUAAGCCGCACCGGAGCGGCCAUCCAGGAUGACCUCGCCAGUGUCCUAGGACGCUCUUCCAGCUCGCUGAGAUCGCCCGUGAGCUCUGUGCAUUCAUCGCCAAAAGCAGAGCCCGCAAUGACGGACGAGUGUCUCUGCUCGCCGCUCCUGAAGGAGGAGAAGUCGCGGAUGGACAGUUUCAGUUUUGGAGCACGGCCCAAGUACGACAACCUUCCGCAGGAGCUGAUUGACCUGGACAAGGUGGAGCAUUAUAGUUGA
This is a messenger RNA of Ogataea parapolymorpha DL-1, 648 nucleotides long. RefSeq lists its product as uncharacterized. NCBI's taxonomy places the organism in Eukaryota, Fungi, Ascomycota, Pichiomycetes, Pichiales, Pichiaceae. The record is from RefSeq and is a predicted model, not a curated record. The coding region runs from base 1 to 648 and encodes 215 amino acids. The transcript has a single exon.